CCCAACAACACAACUUCAACCCGUCCUCUCAAAACAGGAUGGAGGCCACGUUCGUCUUCGUUGGGCUCCUGUUUCUUCUUCGACGGUGCUCCUGUUCAGACGCAGAGCACAAGCUCUUCUCUGUGAUAUUCUCCAGCUACAACCAGUACAUACGACCGGUGGAAAAUGUGACCGACCCAGUGGUUGUGCAGUUCGAGGUGUCCAUGUCCCAGCUGGUCAAAGUGGAUGAAGUCAAUCAAAUCAUGGAGACAAAUCUGUGGCUGAGACAUAUCUGGAAUGAUUACAAACUUAGAUGGAAUCCAAAGGAUUUUGGAGGCGUCGAUUUUAUCCGAGUGCCAUCCAACAGGAUAUGGAAACCAGACAUAGUGCUCUACAACAAUGCAGUGGGAGAUUUUCAGGUAGAUGACAAAACGAAGGCCCUCCUCCGUUUCAAUGGUGAUGUUACUUGGAUCCCUCCUGCCAUAUUCAAGAGCUCAUGCAAGAUAGACGUAACUUACUUCCCCUUCGACUACCAAAACUGUACGAUGAAGUUCGGCUCCUGGACCUACGACAAGGCCAAAAUCGACCUGGUGCUCAUUGGCUCAACCAUCAACCUCAAGGACUUCUGGGAAAGUGGCGAAUGGACGAUCAUUGACGCCCCUGGCUACAAACAUGACAUUAAGUACAACUGCUGCGAGGAGAUCUACACGGAUAUUACUUACUCCUUGUACAUCCGCCGUCUGCCACUCUUCUACACCAUCAACAUGAUCAUCCCUUGCCUCCUCAUCUCCUUCCUCACCGUGCUUGUCUUCUACCUGCCGUCUGACUGCGGGGAGAAAAUCACUCUGUGCAUCUCCGUUCUCCUGUCUUUAACGGUCUUCCUCCUCGUCAUAACAGAGACCAUCCCCUCCACCUCGCUAGUCAUCCCCCUGAUCGGCGAGUACCUCCUCUUCACCAUGAUUUUCGUCACCCUCUCCAUCGUGAUCACCGUUUUCGUGUUGAACGUCCACUACCGCACGCCCAAGACCCACACCAUGCCCCGCUGGGUGCGGACUGUGUUCCUGGGGCUGCUGCCCCGGGUGAUGUUUAUGACGAGGCCGGAGACGGACGCGGACAAGGCGCUGGGGGCGGCGGCGGCGGUCGGCGAUUCCCAGACGACGCACUCCAGGCCCUGCGCCGCUCACCCGUCAGGUACUUUGCAGAAGCAGCGCAGGCCUCAGGCCCCGCCCUCCAGCGUGGUUUCCACCCUGACGCGCCGCCAGCAGCUUUUUAACAACGCGCAGCUCUCCGACCUCAAUAACAUAAGUGGAGACCCGGCCAAAGGUGCCGGCUCAGCGCUCCUGUCCUGCGAGGCCCACUGCGACUGCUGCUGGCGCCAGAGAUCCGGCAAACUGCCGGCAGACUCGGGGGAGGGCAGCGGGGCACUGGGCAGCCUGGGGGCGCUGAGCGGGGGCAGUGCCGUCGGGGUCGGCGGGGGGAGUCAGUGCUCCAGCGCCGAGUCCGUGGCGGCAGGGACAAUGUCCGUGUUGCCGCUGUCCCCCGCGGUCCAGGAGGCCAUCGAAAGUGUCAAGUACAUAGCAGAGAAUAUGAGACUCCAGAAUGAGGCAAAGGAGGUUCAGGAUGACUGGAAGUACGUUGCCAUGGUUAUCGACAGAAUCUUCCUCUGGGUCUUUGUCCUUGUGUGCAUCCUGGGAACAGCUGGCCUCUUCCUCCAGCCUUUAUUACUUUGGGAUGACGUCUAAAUAAGUUUGAUAAAGCAAAUAAUUCAAUAUUACUAUUUCAAUACUGCACAGCAGUUAUUAUUCAUAAGACUCGUCACAGAGAGAGGAAAUACUGAGCUGACUCAAAGUCAAGGAGGAAACGUUUAGAUGAAUGUUUUUGAUAGAUAUUCUUUUUGUUUGAAGAACUGGUUAAAAGCUCCCCAAUGCAGAGGACACUGUUAAAUGAUGUCAAAGACAACAAAGUUUGGUCAUUUAAUUGUUUUCAAACUAGUUUUGCAGCGAUUUGUAGCAAUCGACAAUGCUAGGAAAUAAAUAAAUAGUGAAUCAUU
Molecule: messenger RNA, 2029 nt
Organism: Pungitius pungitius (ninespine stickleback)
Lineage: Eukaryota; Metazoa; Chordata; Actinopteri; Perciformes; Gasterosteidae
Gene: chrna3
Product: cholinergic receptor, nicotinic, alpha 3
Exons: 6
Coding region: 39-1721 (560 amino acids)
Biological process (GO): monoatomic ion transmembrane transport; chemical synaptic transmission; nervous system process
Cellular component (GO): neuron projection; plasma membrane; synapse
Molecular function (GO): acetylcholine-gated monoatomic cation-selective channel activity; transmembrane signaling receptor activity
Source: RefSeq, a predicted model, not a curated record